Messenger RNA from Herpailurus yagouaroundi (jaguarundi), 4618 nucleotides. It is a transcript of the gene UCK2, whose product is annotated as uridine-cytidine kinase 2. Bases 272 to 1057 code for a protein of 261 amino acids. Lineage: Eukaryota; Metazoa; Chordata; Mammalia; Carnivora; Felidae. The transcript has 7 exons. The record is from RefSeq and is a predicted model, not a curated record. Gene Ontology annotation, molecular function: kinase activity; ATP binding.
GCCUCGGCGAAUAGCAGCGCGCUGCCCGCCCGGAUUGGAGCAGCAGCAUCACGCUGACCUCCGCCUGGGCUGUAAACCGAGCCGGCCGCUGCGGGCAGAGGCAGGCUCUCGGCGCCUCCGGGAAAGGCAGCCCCACGGCCGAGCUCCGCGAGGCUCGCAGGGACCCGGGCAGCGCCCCAGCCGCGGCUGCGGGGAGCAGGGGAGCCCGACGCGGGCGCGGGCGGGGAGCGUGCGUCCGUCGGCAGCAGCGGGAGGAGGGGCGGCGCCAGCCAUGGCCGGGGACAGCGAGCAGACCCUGCAGAACCACCAGCAGCCCAACGGCGGCGAGCCCUUCCUGAUCGGCGUCAGCGGGGGCACGGCCAGCGGCAAGUCUUCCGUUUGUGCUAAGAUUGUGCAGCUCCUGGGACAGAAUGAGGUGGACUGUCGCCAGAAGCAGGUGGUUAUCCUGAGCCAGGAUAGCUUCUACCGUGUCCUCACUUCGGAGCAGAAGGCCAAAGCCUUGAAGGGCCAGUUCAAUUUUGAUCACCCGGAUGCCUUUGACAAUGAACUCAUCUUCAAAACACUCAAAGAAAUCACUGAAGGGAAAACAGUACAGAUUCCCGUGUAUGAUUUUGUCUCUCAUUCCCGGAAGGAGGAGACGGUCACUGUCUAUCCCGCAGACGUGGUGCUCUUUGAAGGGAUCCUGGCCUUCUACUCCCAGGAAGUACGAGACCUGUUCCAGAUGAAGCUUUUCGUGGACACAGAUGCCGACACGCGGCUCUCCCGCAGAGUAUUAAGGGACAUCAGCGAAAGAGGGAGGGACCUUGAGCAGAUUUUAUCUCAGUACAUUACGUUCGUCAAGCCUGCCUUUGAGGAAUUCUGCUUGCCAACAAAGAAAUACGCUGAUGUGAUCAUUCCUAGAGGUGCAGAUAAUCUAGUGGCCAUCAACCUCAUCGUGCAGCACAUUCAGGACAUCCUGAACGGAGGGCUCUCCAAACGGCAGACCAAUGGCUAUCUCAACGGCUACAUCCCGUCACGCAAGCGGCAGUCCUCGGAGUCCAGCAGCCGGCCGCAUUGACCCCUGUCUCCCCCCGACCCGGCCCCUACCUUCAAGAGACAGGAGGAGGGAUCAGGAGGCGGUGUUCAUCUGUACACGUGGUUUCCUAUGACAUUGCUGUAUUUAAGAAAACACCAUGGAGGUCACAUGCCUUUGGUUUUUCUUUCUCUGUUUUUGUUUCUUUUUGUGCUUUGGAGCGGCGCAAUGAAACCGAAUUUGACCCUGAGCUUAAAUGAUAAACUGUGCCAACUACUACUGGUGAUGCCUAAUUAUGAAUCCAACGUGUAACCAGUUAUAAAUACAUAUAUAUAUAUAAAAGGAUCUAUUUUUGUGUAAAUGUACAAAUACUGUAAAGCUGUUUGCUGUAAGUAUUCUGCAGGAGGGCCUGUACUUGAGUGUCUGGGGGCUCGAGCUGGAGUCUUGGUCCAGUGGGGAUUGCCCUUGUGAUGCCCUUGUGAUGGAUCCAGGCGGGGCAGGCUCAGGCCUCGGUGUGGGAGGCUGGAGUGGCUCUGAGUGCCUGUGCCACUCAGUGACAGUGGGGUUGGGAGCCUUGGGUUGUCCCCCUGCCACAGUGCCACCUUCCCGGAGCAGGAGCUCUGUGACACGUCGACAAGAGAUACCCCCUUCUUCUUUCCUCCUUCUUCUUUUUUUUUUUUUUUUUGAGUGGAAAUUAGGCAAGACCUCAGCUCAAAAAUCAAACUCAGGGAAGAGGCCCACUGAAGAGAAACAAGUCUUCUGUGUUUUCUUCUUGCCUGAUGCCCCACCUCUGGCCGCCUGGUAGCUCAGGGUCUCCUUCCUUAGCCACCCAGGCUCUCCGAAAGCCAGCGCCGCCUCUCUCUCCUUCCUUGACAGGGAUUUGAUGGGAUCAUUUCCUGGUAAAAUAUGGGGAGGAGAGAGUAGCAAGGUACCUACUGUAGCGUCCGAGGAAACACUGGUUCCUCCCGCCUCCCGGGGACGUCUACGGUUAGAUUCCCUGGGCCUUUUCCCAGAUUGCAGAGCACAGGUGGCCUCUUGAGUUCGGGCUUCAGAGGAGGGCUUCUGCUAGCAGCAAGACACUUGGUGGCCCCUCACAGGGUGGCGACAGCCCUGCAGGGGUUAUUCACCGAGAUGCGGGGCUUGGCUGCCGGAUGAGGACAGCACGCACUUUCCAGCAGGAAUUGUCACUCGCAGCAUGACAGUCGCCAUAGUUACUGGGUAGAGAGUUCCACUUUUCCUGAGGGCUCCCUCUCUGGGAGAAGUACAGAUCCCUGAUGAUCCUUGCUGGAUGGGGGGCAGGAAGUGGGGGGGACUAGGUGAGACCGAGACUGAGGAGUGUAGAGUCCUAAAGCCUCAGCUUUUAACUGCAGAUGAGUCAGAGGCCUGCAUUUCUUCCUCGACCUUCUCAGUGCUUGGGAGGCCACGGCCCGAAACGUUUUGGGGAACCCUCUCCCUCCAUUGCUGUCCUAGCCCAUUGGAGCCGUUCAGGUAAACCUGACACAGCCACUCUCCCGCCACACCGCACUGCCCCCGAGACUUAAACCGCCAUCCAAUUUGAUUCCCCCUUUCUGGGUUCCAUUGGACUCUAACGCUGUUUUGCUGUUUCAAAAGAGUCAAACCUCCUCCCCGGCAGAGCUUUGCCACCCCUGAGUCAUCCAGGAGACCGCAGCAGGCUCUGGAGGGAGCAGGGGAAGGCUCUCCGAGGUGCCCACGUUGAAGGCCAGUUCUGGAUGUCUCAGAGUCCGUAUUCUCUUUCUUGUCAUGCCUCGACAGUUCUGACAUGAAGCGUGGGUGCAGGCCUGGGUUAGGAUCCUGAGGACCCAAGGCCUUGUGCCUUGAUGGGGCCUCUCUGUGCCCAGGGGCAGCCCACUCCUGUCUGGGGGAGCCUUGGCCUUCCGGUGGGUAGCACAUUCAACUUUACUUGAAGCUCCCAGGUGCCAAACCAUUUAGUGCCUUGGCUGUCUGUCCCACUGCCUUGGAAGAUGGAUUCUUCUCAUCUCUGAGCCUUGACUUUCUUAGCUGCUUCCUCAUCUACCUGUGGUGUUGGGACCAAGCCUCCAGUGUCUCUGCUGGGAAACAGUGCUAGGCCUGCCUUGCCUCCAGGUAAAACUGUCACAGGUCUUGGUGGCUUGGCUGGGGGCACUGGGGCAAGGAAGGGAGGAGUCUGCCCCUGUGUGGCCACCCCAGCAUUUAGUCAACUGAGCAUCUGAGUUUGAGCCUUCUACCUGGCAAAUCCUGGACUUGGUGUGUUGAGAGCCCUGGGAUCUCUGAUUCCACUGGUGAGUCAGGGGUAGGAUCAUUAGGCCAGAGACCAUGACCUGAGUCCUGUGGGUCUUGUCUGCAGCCCAGGGAGGAGGGACCGACAGGCAGGGUGGGGAUGAUGUUGGUCAUGUGUGCACGGGAGUCCCGUGGCUUCAGAGCUGCCCAAUGGUGCUUGUUCUUUUCCCCACCCCUGCCCAGGUAUUAUCCACAGACCAAGUGUUUAGGGAACACACAUCCAAGCUUCGUGUCACGGGAAGGCCUGACCACCUCCUCUUUCGCGCUAAUAGAACUUAUGCUGACCCGGGUUUCUUUUCCUUGGGCAGCCGGAGGCCAGUGGGGACAGAGAGGUUGGAGUGUGUGUAAGGAACACGCGAGUGUUUGGACCUCAGGUGUCCUUUGGAGUGCCUAAGGUAGGCCCUCGAGGUGGGCCCCUGAACAGGCCAGGGGGCGGGUGCAGGGAAGGGUCUCCUGUUCACCCUUCAGAACCAAUCAUUCCCCAACAGCCCGCUCCGGUCUCAGCCGCGGAUGCUGCCCACCCGCCCCUGCUGGGCUCAGCACUGGACGCUUGUCCCCAGGCCCAGGGCGGGUUGCCAGUCUUUCAUGAGGUCACUAGGUCAGGCUGAAGGCUUGCGUAUUCCCCCGAGCAGGUGGGAACCAGCAGGGACUGGAGCCCAGUUGGUUUGUGGAGCCCCUCCUUUGCUGACCUGGUACAGCUUCCUCGAUUUAGCACCCCUGACCUGUGCUGGCACCGAAGGCCCGCGGAGGGAACUAGUAGAUCCUUGCAGGGAAAUGUUUCUGCCCUGGAGUCUCCCACCUGCCUGUCAGCGACUCCAGCACCAAGGGACCGUGCUGGGGUCAGUAGCCUAGGGCAGGUUUGGGAUCGCAGGGCUGUGCUUCUGGGAAGGACCGGCUGGACUUUGGUCUAACGCUGCCUUUCCCCUGUCUCAGGGUGGGGUGGGGGCAACAGGCUUGGUGUCCGUGAAACAAGGGAGACAGCAGGUUGGGAAAAGGCCUGGAGUCAGUCUGGGGCUCAGAGUGCUCUUUGAUCUUUGGUCUCUGGGCCCCAUGCUGCCCUCCUGGGCCUCCAGGUGGCUGGCCUUCAGAUCAGCUUCCUUGCUGCAGUUAGAGGUCACGAGUGCCUAGCUGGUCCUGCCUCAGGAACAGGGUGAGUAGCUAAAUAAAGACGUAGGCAUUUUUUGUUUGGGGUUUGUUUUUUUUUUCUUUCAGAUACUUGGUCUUCCUCCCUUUCUUUCUACUGCCCUGCCUUUAUUGUUAGUAGUUAACAAAAAUGACCGCAUACUAUGUACUUUGCUGUAAAUAAAGUCUGAACGGAAAAAGAGCCAA